This is a messenger RNA of Pichia kudriavzevii, 846 nucleotides long. RefSeq lists its product as uncharacterized. The transcript has a single exon. The record is from RefSeq and is a predicted model, not a curated record. NCBI's taxonomy places the organism in Eukaryota, Fungi, Ascomycota, Pichiomycetes, Pichiales, Pichiaceae. Bases 1 to 846 code for a protein of 281 amino acids.
AUGGGAUUAUUGAAACAUACACAAAGGACUGAUAGGUGUAGCAAACGAGGUUUGGCCUCGCCAGCCAGUAUUGAAAAUGUGGCAUAUGUUGAUAGUCUCAAGAAUGUAAAGUUAAAGACGGAGUCUUCCUCAGACGUUUUCAUUGGUACCACUUCGCUUUUAAGCCAUAAAAACAAACACUUUAUGAGAAAUUCACUGCAAGAUCCGUUUUCCGAAAAAAAUCAUAGAGUAAUUGAUGAAGUGCUUUCUUCAUAUAUAGUGUAUCCAUCGGGUACUCAAAACAUCACACAGGAGAAAAUUGAAUAUUUUGGUAUCUUCAACCUUCACUCAAAUCAACCAGAGAAUCCAAUAGCUGAUCGUUAUAAUUUCUCCGGUAGCAAAUCAAAUUCACCGGUUAAUAAGUCUACAUAUGUGAGCAAUCUGAGACAAAGAGAUAGCUCAGACCAACACGAUAAGAAGCAAAAGUCCUUUUUUUUCUCUUUAAUAUCAAAAGGAAUGCAUAGAAUAUUUAGAAAAAGCUCCGAGACUAAACAACGGAUGUGUAAACAACACAGGCCCGAGAUCCAAACACCAGUCAAUACUACUUUAAAAGACACCUCACCUUCAAAAAGAGAAAACUUUAAUUUAAUGUCAUCAGAAAUGGAGGGCGAAGGUCAAAGAAAUAGCGUCAAAACUAAGGAAACCAGUACCCAUUUCGAAUAUACAUUCGAUGACAGCGAGGUUCAGUCGUUAAUCUCUAGAACCGACUUUUCCUACAAACUAAGUGUCGCUGCAAAAUUUAAAAGCUUAUGUCCGGAUAAGGCAUACCGAGAGUGGGAAAAGGAUGGGAACAUACCCGAGGUUUGA